This is a messenger RNA of Selaginella moellendorffii, 1090 nucleotides long. Its product is annotated as 3-oxoacyl-[acyl-carrier-protein] reductase 4. NCBI's taxonomy places the organism in Eukaryota, Viridiplantae, Streptophyta, Lycopodiopsida, Selaginellales, Selaginellaceae. The coding region runs from base 6 to 989 and encodes 327 amino acids. Gene Ontology annotation, molecular function: NAD binding; 3-oxoacyl-[acyl-carrier-protein] reductase (NADPH) activity. Gene Ontology annotation, biological process: fatty acid biosynthetic process. The transcript is spliced from 10 exons. The record is from RefSeq and is a predicted model, not a curated record.
UCGGCAUGAAAUACUUUUUGUGUGUCGCAUCGAGGAACAGAGCAGCGAUGGCAUCCGCGUCUUUGAUCUCCGGCUUCGCGACGACGACCCCAGCGGCAGCUCCUGCGCUCCAAUCGAGGCAGCAUUUGCGAUUCGGCCGAAAUCUCCAGCUCUGCUCCAGUCUAAGCGUCAGAUCAUCGUGUUCUUCGUCAGCUAUCAGAGCUCAAGUGGCAACGGCGACCGAGCCCUCUCACGAGCCAACGAAAUUAGUCGAAGCUCCUGUGUCAGUGGUGACUGGUGCUUCGCGAGGGAUUGGCAAAGCCAUAGCUCUCGCUUUGGGCGCUGCCGGUGGCAAAGUUCUUGUAAACUACGCUAGAUCAUCAAAAGAGGCCGAGGAUGUUGCCUCGCAGAUCGAAGAACUUGGUGGCUCGGCUCUCGUUUAUGGUGGAGAUGUAUCGAAGGAAGAAGAUGUCGAGGCGCUUUUCAAGGCUGUGAUCGACAAGUGGGGAACGAUCGAUAUUCUCGUAAACAAUGCAGGGAUAACGAGGGAUACACUUCUCAUGAGGAUGAAGAAAUCUCAGUGGGACGAGGUUAUCAAUCUCAACCUUUCUGGGGUUUUUCUGUGCACACAGGCUGCUACGAAAGUCAUGAUGAAGAAGAAAAAGGGUCGGAUCAUCAAUAUUUCAUCGGUAGUCGGUGUUACUGGGAAUGCAGGACAAGCAAACUAUAGCGCCGCUAAAGCUGGUGUCAUUGGUUUCACGAAAACUGUUGCUCGCGAGUAUGCCGGAAGGAGCAUUACGGCCAAUGCUAUUGCUCCAGGAUUCAUCGCCUCAGACAUGACUGCAAAACUGGGAGACGAAAUUGAGAAGAAAAUACUCCAGACCAUUCCAUUGGGAAGAUAUGGCCAACCAGAGGAAGUGGCUGGUCUCGUCAAGUUUCUCGCUCUCGACCCGGCAGCUGCUUAUAUUACAGGACAGGUUUUCAAUAUCGAUGGAGGAAUGGUCAUGUAAGCACGCAAGCUAGGAUGUUUUUGUCUCAUACAAUUUUGAAAUAAUCCUAUAGCACCUAACUUAUUGAUACCUUUGAUUUUAUAACAAAUGAGGCUACUCCA